AAUCUGCGGCGUUUCCGGCCAGCUCAGCGCGUCUCUCCUGUGUGUUGUCACUUUUUACAGCCCGUCCGCCAGACAAUCGCCGCUGCCAACCAGCUGGGACUUUCUCCAGAGCCUUGACUCACAGCGGGACACUUGGCAAAGAUGUUGCUGCUGACGAUGAUCGCUCGGCUGGCCGACGGUCUGCCGCUGGCCGCUUCAAUGCAGGAGGACGAGCAGGGAAGCGAGAAGGUGGGUCGAGAUCUUCAGCAGUAUCAAACUCAGGCCAAGCAGCUUUUCAGGAAACUCAACGAGCAGAGUCCCACGCGCUGCACUUUAGAGGCUGGAUCCAUGGCGUUUCACUAUUAUAUAGAUCAGGGAGUUUGCUACCUUGUGCUGUCUGAAGCAGGCUUUCCCAAGAAGCUAGCUUUUGCUUACCUGGAAGACCUGCAGGCAGAAUUUCAUGAGCAGCAUGGAAAGAAGGUCCCCACAGUAUCCCGUCCUUACUCCUUUAUUGAGUUUGACACAUACAUUCAAAAAACCAAGAAGCUGUACAUUGACAGCCGAGCAAGAAGGAAUCUGGGCAGCAUCAACACUGAGCUCCAGGAUGUGCAGAGGAUCAUGGUGGCCAACAUAGAGGAGGUCCUGCAGAGGGGCGAGGCUCUCUCCGCGCUGGACUCCAAGGCCAGCAACUUGUCAAGCCUGUCGAAAAAGUACAGGAGCGACGCCAAGUACCUGAACACCCGCUCCACUUACGCCAAGCUGGCAGCGGGUGGCGUCUUUUUCAUAAUGCUCAUCGUCUAUGUGCGCUUCUGGUGGCUCUGAGUGACGACAGAAGAGGAGGUGGAGGAGAAGAGGAAGGAGGUAGAGAAGUUUAAAAAAAAACGAACCGCACACAGUCUGGGGACGUAGAGAGAAAGCUUUCACUUUUGAUGAAAAAACAGGAUCCCUGAUGACCUUCCAGACAUGCUUUACCAACCGCUCUGUAUGUCCUCACCUCGUCCGUGUGUGCGUGUCUGAUCCAAGACACAAGAUUUCAGAAUGCUUUGUUUUAUUAUUAACAGUUAUACAGUAAAACUCUCGAAGUUGCCCUGAAUUUCAGAGGAAAUGAGUAAACGUGCGAGUGUGUGUGUGCAUGUAUGCGAGUAUGCAACUGUUUAUGAAGGUGAUUUGUGGGUAAGUCAAGAGGAAAAAAAAUAAAGCUUCCUGUGCUGUGAGCUUCUAAAGCUGUUCUGUCCUAUAAAAAGGAGUGUGCGGUUUAAUUUUCUGUGUCUAAUUAUACAGAUGACAGAUGCUAAUCAGCUAUCUUGAAGCCUGAUCACGUUCCUCUGGCCAUGCUGGUCAUUUCACAUAUCUAUGGGGGGGCGUCGUAUUCUAAACUCGCAACUAUUUAGAAAACAGUUGAUUAAAAGUAGGGUAACUUCUGGUUUUUUGUUUUUUUUAAAGCUUAUUAGGGGAUGCAGGUGAAAAUAAAAGUAACUGUAAAGAGAAUACGCAGCUAAGUUUGACUCAGACCUAUUAUAUUCCUGCAAUUUUCAUGCAAAUGGCUACAUGUGGAUUUGAGCUCAUGCUUUAUAUUUUACACAUCUCUAGAUAUGCACCAAUCUUAUGAGAAGGGAUUGGAACUGAACAAUUUUCCCAUGAUGGGCAAACAGUGAAGGUAUUGUAAGAUCUGUUGCUUUAAAUGCAUCAAAAAUAAAAACAUGCACUACUCAUAAACCCAUUAUAUAUCCUUUAGAUUAAAACGUCCAUCCUUAUAAAAAAAAAAAAAAGCUGCGCUCAUUGCUUAAGUUAAGAUUAGGAUUUUUACUUUUUUUUUUUUUUUUUACAAAAUGAGUAGAUCUCACCUUAAAGAAUCGGGAAAGCCUGACCGAUGCAUCUCUAGGCAGCAGUCUUGAUUUUUCCUUUUUGUCUUAGUAAACUAAGCCACAGAAUAGCUGUAUUUCUGUUUCUAUUUCAUCGUUUCCCACUUCUGUUUUAGCCUGACAUCUCUUCUUACAUUAGGGUCGCUCACUUAUUGAAAAGACAGCGUUUUGGAAUUUCCUCAAUUCUGUGUUUACCGAAACUGAACCGACCACCUCAGUCUCUGUGUUGUAAGUUAUUAAAUUACAGAAAGCUACGCACUAUGUAAUCUGUUUCUUACCUUUUAUGCAUUUCCUUUUAUAGCUAAGAAUAUGUUUAAACUGAACAGAAACGAAAAGUGAUGUUUGAGUUGUUGGAACCUUUGAACGGCAAGAAGAAUAAAUGCCUAAAUAAUAAACGACCUAACUUUGCAAAGGCUGUGGCAUUGA
Cyprinodon variegatus (sheepshead minnow) is the source of this 2267-nucleotide messenger RNA. RefSeq names its product SEC22 homolog B, vesicle trafficking protein (gene sec22bb). The transcript is spliced from 6 exons. The record is from RefSeq and is a predicted model, not a curated record. Gene Ontology annotation, molecular function: SNAP receptor activity. The coding region runs from base 142 to 801 and encodes 219 amino acids. Gene Ontology annotation, cellular component: ER to Golgi transport vesicle membrane; endoplasmic reticulum membrane; Golgi membrane. NCBI's taxonomy places the organism in Eukaryota, Metazoa, Chordata, Actinopteri, Cyprinodontiformes, Cyprinodontidae. Gene Ontology annotation, biological process: retrograde vesicle-mediated transport, Golgi to endoplasmic reticulum; endoplasmic reticulum to Golgi vesicle-mediated transport; vesicle fusion with Golgi apparatus.